This is a messenger RNA of Pyricularia grisea, 1404 nucleotides long. RefSeq lists its product as uncharacterized. The transcript has a single exon. The coding region runs from base 1 to 1404 and encodes 467 amino acids. Lineage: Eukaryota; Fungi; Ascomycota; Sordariomycetes; Magnaporthales; Pyriculariaceae. The record is from RefSeq and is a predicted model, not a curated record.
AUGUCGAGCACACAGCAACGAUACGCGACACCCAGAGUCGCUGCUGGCGAGGAGGCAGCGGCAGCUGCAUACAUGAACAGACUUCUCAGUAUGGGCCUCCAGAUUGCCGAUUUCUCCAAAACAAACCGACCAUGGCGUGUCUACGACCUCAGCCAGCCCAUCAACAACCCGGAGCUCAUGUCUCUGUGCCAGCUACAGAGGGUUCACUCAAGAGAGCCCAUCAUAGUGCCCCCGAUCAGAUGGAAGGCCAUCCACCUCGAGAUCCUGCGGUGCGUCUUCUACUCGGAUGACCAUUUUCUAAAAGUCCCAGAAGCAGGGUAUUCCGUCACGAACAAGACGACAUCUUGUGCGUGCCACCUCCAGGCGCUGGUCAACCCGGCUUCGACGAGGUGGAGCAAGCUCUCGGCGGUGACGGCACUGUUCACCGGGCUCAUGGACUCUUCCGAGAUGAGGCUGACUAGUGACUUGCAUCUCGCCUAUGAUCACCUCCAGUCGCCGCUGUGCCUUGCCUUGGCGUCCACAAUGAGGCUGCUCACGAUUCCAAAUGAGGGCUACAAGGUGGUGUCUGACGGUGAUCUGCCACACGCCUGCGUCCUCGGCCACCUGGAAAAGGGCACGCACACGCACCUCGCCAACCUGGCGUACGUGGACCUGGCAUAUGUGAUGGCGAAGCGGCGACAAUGGCGGCUCAAGCACAUUGGUCGGACCUGGGCCGAUCCGACCAGGGACCCUUAUAUUGUGGCGACCAUCAUCGGACUCGCGCAGAGGGCCGAUCGGGAGAGCGGCAGACUGCCAGUCCGGGAAGAAAACGGGCGCGUCUACGAGGACCUCCAGGACGCCAGGGUCUGGUCCCUGGCGAGCAUGAUGCUGGCAGAGAGGCAGGGAGAGGUCAAGUCGGACCGCGAGGUCGCGCAGGCGCUGCUGCAGGCAAGGUUUGUCUGUCUGCUUUAUCAAGCGGCGCUCGCACGAGGCCUCGCUGUCGUGCCGGGCCAGGCGGGAGGGUUCCUGCCGCAGGUGCGCGAGCCCACCAGCGAGGCAGAGGUGAUGUCUGGGGUCUUGAACUGCGCCCGCUAUGUCAUGGCAGGCGGCCGCGUCGGCGAGGAUAUGCUGCGGGAGGUGGAGGAGCUCAAGGCGGUGGCGAGGACCGACGGCAGUGGGCUCGUUGGGCGGUAUCGCUGCGUCUGCUUGGCGUCGAGCCCAACAGACGGGAAGAACCUCCUCGUCUACUCGGCUGUCGUCUCGACGGCGUUUUUGGACCGGUUGGAAAAGCCUCAUGAGGCGCCGCGGGUGGACGUGCGGAGUGGGUUGGAGGUUCGGGUCGAGCUUCUCCCGUUUAGGCCUCUGGAGACUUUGCCUAGCCGGCUUGAGGUUUUGCUUAGGUUUCUUGGUUCUACUCCUGAUUAA